Pelmatolapia mariae (spotted tilapia) is the source of this 5007-nucleotide messenger RNA. RefSeq names its product testis associated actin remodelling kinase 2 (gene tesk2). Gene Ontology annotation, cellular component: cytoplasm; nucleus. Lineage: Eukaryota; Metazoa; Chordata; Actinopteri; Cichliformes; Cichlidae. Gene Ontology annotation, biological process: actin cytoskeleton organization; protein phosphorylation. Bases 701 to 2554 code for a protein of 617 amino acids. The record is from RefSeq and is a predicted model, not a curated record. Gene Ontology annotation, molecular function: protein serine/threonine kinase activity; ATP binding. The transcript has 13 exons.
UGAGAGACGAAAGACGACGGAGCUGUCAAACACCAACAAUCGACUGAAAUAUUAUCCCGGGCGGUACAAAAACACGGUCAUUUGGUCAUUUGUGGAUACAAGGACAACAUAAGCAGCCUCUGAAUUGAUUGUGACGCUUGAGCCUUUGGGAAUUUGGACUUUUCAAUCGUCGCGACGAGAAACUUCUUGUUUUGUGUGUGUUUGCAGGAUCCAGGGGCUAAUGUCUGUUAGCUCUCUGCUCAGCUCCAGUUUUGUUGACAAACUAGCCCGUCCGCUAGUCACGAAGCUAGCCUCGCUCCCAGCUCUGCUGUUUUGGCGUUAAUUGGACGUUUUCUUCAAAUGGCACCUGGUAAAAGACACGAAAACGAGUUUGCACUGUUACUGCAAACACCUCUAUGAAAUAAAAACAGGUCUCCAGGGAUACACCAUACCUCUGUCAAACAUGUGAAAUCCUUAUCUGGGUGAAGUUCUCAGUUACAAGCAGUGAUGAUUUGGAUUACUUGGAAAAUUCUUGGGUUCAGAUUCAGAAACAGAAGUCUAUGUGUGUGAUAUAUUUUCUCCCACAACACAAACUGUGCAAAUACUGUUCUGCCGUGAAACCCUCGGCUCUGCUAAAACCAACCAGUCCACUUGUCAUGCGGGUACAUUACAGAAAAACACCCAUAAUACCCUCACUGGUAUCACCGUCAUUCACGUCACCAUGGAACGGAAUAAACGCAACUCCAUUGCUGGGUUUCCUACACGACCUGAACGCCUCAAUGAGGACAGAGAUGAUAUCGGAGGGGUAGGAGUGUGUGAGAUGGGAAUGGCUCUACCUUUGCAGGUGUCUUCCCCAUCAUCCUACCGAGCCCUCAUCAGUGCCUUCUCCUGUCUUACACGCCUUGAUGACUUCUCCCGCGAGUGGAUUGGCUCAGGAUUUUUCUCUGAUGUAUUCAGGGUACGUCAUCGAGCUUCAGACCAAGUUAUGGCUCUGAAGAUGAACAAGCUCAGCAGUAACAGGGCUAAUAUGUUGAGAGAAGUCCAGCUUAUGAACCGGCUUAAUCAUCCAAACAUACUCAGGUUUAAAGGAGUUUGUGUCCAUGAGGGCCAGCUUCAUGCUCUCACAGAGUACAUCAAUGGUGGGAACCUGGAGCAACUUCUGGACAGCAACAAACACCUGAGCUGGCCAACCAGGGUGAAAUUAGCCUGUGAUAUCGCCAGCGGUCUGGCCUACUUGCACUCUAAAGGCAUAUUCCACCGGGACCUCACCUCCAAGAACUGCCUGAUCAAGAGUGAUGACGGCAUGUACACAGCAGUGGUGGGAGACUUUGGCCUGGCAGAAAAGAUCCCUACCAAUCUCGCUGAAGGAGAGAAGCUUUCAGUGGUUGGGUCUCCUUUCUGGAUGGCUCCGGAGGUGCUGAGAGAUGAACCCUACAAUGAGAAGGCCGACGUGUUCUCCUAUGGAAUAAUCCUGUGUGAAAUCAUCGCAAGGAUUCAGGCCGACCCCGACUUCCUUCCCCGCACAGAGAACUUCGGCCUGGACUAUCACACGUUCCAGCACAUGGUUGGAGACUGUCCGGCUGACUUCCUCCAGCUGGCCUUUAACUGCUGCAAUAUGGAUCCUAAACUCCGUCCAUCCUUCUCAGACCUCGUCAGGCACCUCGAGGAGAUUUUUUCACGCCUUAAAGUUCAAGAUAUGGAGCACGAGUGUGUCCCGCUCACUGGGGACAAUGACAAGAAAACCAUAGCCAAAGGUGAGAAGAUCCAAGGCUUCAAGCGAGGGAAUCCUCUUGGUUUCCAGAACGAUAAAAUCCCUCCUAAAUCACCCCGCCCCAGACGGAACAUCUGGCUCAGCCGCAGCCAAUCGGACGUCUUCUCCUGCAAGCCAGGAAGAAAAGUCAAUGUCCAGGACCCUUACUAUAACCCCCCUACUGCCAAGAGAGCCUCCAAAGCCCGCAAGAUCAACCCUUUUACAGCCCGAGAAGAUCUGUGCGGUGGGAAGAUUAAGUUUUACGAUGUGCCCAGCAAGUCCGUCUUCUCCCUGGUGUUUGACCUCCACUCGCCACCUGGGAGUGUGUUCAGUAACCAACCGUGUGCUCUCGGGCCCGGAGGAGCCCAACAAGAGGCGUCUUAUUACUGGCAGCAGCUGCCGGGAAGACAGUGUCACUCCUUACCGGUAUCGCCCCAGCUUCCUCGCUCUGAGAUCUUCCACCUCGCCGCUGCUGUUAGCACCAACAACGGUUCUGUUAACUGUAACUCCAGUCAGCUGUCCACAACUCUUCCAGGUACUAACUCACGGUCUGAUGCAGGCCAAAUGGGAAAUGACAUCCGGCAAAAGGCGGUGCUGAGCAGCUGGGCGAAGAAAUAUGUCGUGGUUGAAAUCCCACCCUACUGCGGGCAGAGAAGAGGGGAGGACGACGGGGAGGUAGAGGGAAGUAAGGAGGACUCGUUAGGGGAGAGCUGGUCUCCGAUGAUCCCCAGCAGUGAGAGAGACAGUGGAGAGGCCAUGGACUGCUCGAGCAGCCCGGAGGACGAGCAGGAAUGGGAACGGGGGACAAACACAUGCCCAAUGUAAUGCACCCGCGCAAAACGCAUCAACACACUGAGGUGGUGGAAAAGAAAGCGGGGAGGACUCUGACUCCACAGAGGCAGCCGAAAAUGGCUUUUAAAAGUAGACUGGACACAUUUCAAAAUUUUUUGGAGAAUAAAAGAUAAAAGGAAAAAUCACUUGAUUGUGAUCUUUCAAGUGAAUGUAUCACCUAUUGACUCAAUCAAGCACACUUGAUUUGGAUAAAUAAUUAUUGUUCAAAGUUUCCACCCAGGUGUGAAAGUCAACAAUAGCACAAAAAGCUUUUUAUCAACACAACGGACCCUCUGCAUAGAGAUUAUUUUUCUGAAAAGGUUGUUUAUAUUUAAUAUUGUGAGAUGUAGAUUUUUUUCUUUUUCCUCUAGUCAGUGUUUUGUCUAUGAGGAGAGAUAUUGAAGAGCCAUUGUGUUGUGUUUAGGUUUUGAUACUUUUUGUGUUCAUUGAGAAACAAAUGCUUAUACUGAAUAAAAAAAAAAAAAAUCCGCAUCAGAUUUACAAGACCAUACGCUGAUAUUCAGAUGAGAACGUGCCUAAAAGCACUCAUGAGACAGAUGUUUAAUCUCUCCCCCAGGAGAAAAAGGGUGACAGAGUUUGUCACUGAUUUCUCUGUGAAAUUGGGAAAAGGGUGAUUCCUCACUGCUCAUUUCUCCCAAUUUAAAAAAAAACAACAACAACCUGGUGUCAGGCGACUGAAAUCUUUCAGGAACAUUUCUUGUUCUUUUGACAUUUUUUAGCCCGCUAACUUAAAAGUACAGAAAUCUGGUAGCCACUUGAAGCCAUUGUGGUCUUUUGAUGCGAUCAGAGGAGAGAUAAACUAGUCAAACUAAAGCCAGCCAGUCUAAGCAUUUUUUAUUUCUACCCUCUGUAGGAAAACAUAGAUAUUGUAAUAAAUGUCUUGUACAUUUCUGGACUUAAAAGUUGCUGUCAGGCCAGAUUUCCAAAACAGUCCCUUGUCCCUCCAAAAAAAGAAGCAAGCCAAAACACAGGUUAUUUACUUGGAUGUGUUCCAACUCAAGACAAGUUUAAAGCCACACGAUGCAACUUUUAAAGAGCAAAAUUUAAAUAAAAAGACAAAUGUCUGAGAUCAUACCACCACAAAGGCUGAAAAUCCUUCCACGCUAUGCACUGAAUUAUCCCUGGAUUCAGAAGGAUAUCUGGAUCUAGCUUCAUAUACAUCUCAAAAAUAUAUCACAACUCUGUCUCCCAGUUUUGAUCAUAUAAAGUUUUGAAGCAAAGUUUCCAGUUUUUCACCAUCUCUCGCUGGUGAUAAAUCCUUAAAAGAAUUCCUGCAUCUAGAUUUGUGUGUACUCCAAAAAUUAAUCACUCCUGAGUCUGCCAAGUCUCACCACUGAUUUAAAAAAAAAAAGAAGGGAAAAAAGAAGAUAAAAUAAUAAUAUUAAAUAAUCCGUCCAUAAUAUUUGAGUGCUUCUACUAGCAGACGAACCAUCCAGUGUGUGAUGGGUUUGAAGUAACAACCUGCUUCCCACUUUACUCUUUAAGUAUUACAGGAUGAAGCUACUGAAGCAUAAUUAAAUCCACUUUAAGGUUGAUAAUUGUAGCAAAUGUUGGUAAACUAUAUAAAAACCGGUCUUACGUCAGACUUAUAAAAAAACAGGAUUACUGUAAGUCAUACAAACAGUGUUAUCCAAAAGUCCUUACAGAUUUGUGCGUUGUCAGAAACUUUUCAUGGUGGUGUUGUUUUAACAUUGCUGAUACUGGAAUCACUUUACUUAAAGGACUCAGUUGAUGAUUGGGUUUAAAUAUGUUUUCCAGUUUAACGUCAUAACCUGGAGUUUCAAAGUCUUUCAUAGUGAUUUUUCUGCUCUAGUGGAGGGAAAACAUUUAGGCAACAGGAAGUGCCGCAAAUAAAUGCAGUUGUUAUUUGGUAAAACUGAAUAAUUACAGCGUACAGUACAGAUUUUUUUAAAGCUGCUAACAUUUGGUUUGGUUUGUUUAAUGAACUAUGAGACCCUGUGACUUGUUGUACUUUACACUCCACUGAAUGUCUGAUUUGAAUCAGUCGUCUUUAGUUUUUCCAUCUCCACUUUAAUGAGUAUUAAAAUCCUUGUAAAUGUCUAUCCAAACAGCUCUCAGUGUACAAACUAAAUGGCUCAUAAAGAUUAGAUUCAUAGUGUUGAACAUCAGCGCCGGUAUUUUUUCCCUCGUGUGGCUUUUGUUGCAUUCUGCUGAUCUCAGUCUGAUCCCUCCAAUAAGAACUAAAAUGCACAUGUAGAGUGAUAUAUACAGUCCUGUCCUAUCACUACUCCUCUAUGCAACUUUUAUCACAGUUUUACAGGAUAAAAGAUCUAAUUUCAUAUUUAUAUUGAAAAAAGUAAUGUCUUACCUUUGUAUAUUUGUGUAAAAUGUUUGUGGUACUUGCCUUGUCGAAUACAGAUUAAGAUGUUUUUUGUUUUUCUGAUUGAAUAACAAGUUUGCCUGAG